UAUGCUUCCGUCUGACUGCGAUUGCUCUUAUAUUUAUGAAGAUGAUAUUUUGAGGUUACAAAGUUCUAUAAUUUUUAUAAACUUAUGAGUAACUUAUGGGCUCGGUUAUAUUAUACGGUUUUAUUUAAAAUAGUCAAAAGGAUUAUACAAAAUUCUCUAUCGCAUUAACGUACAUAUUAAUAUAUUAAUUUUUCUUCAAUCGCUUGAUAUUAUAAAUGUUUAUGCUGGACGCUCUGUUCCUUAUUUUUCCUAAUCACUCACCUAUGUAUAUUCCAAAUUAAUUUCACAAAAAGACUGUUUUAGUAUUAUUAAUUGCUGAUUGUACUGAUAUUUACAGAAUUAUGAUGAAUUUUAUUCAACUGAAAUGGAUAAGUACAAGCGGCGCAUUGCACGUUUUUAAGCCAAAAGGAAUCAUUAUAAACAAAGUAUUCAAUUUUAAAGAACCCAAAAAGAAAUUAAAAACGAUUAAUGUUCCUAUAACUCCUGUGGGUCAAAAUAUUAAACAAAAAACGCAAACGUCUUUUUACAAGAAUAAGAGGGUAACAAUUUUAAAUAGGAUAUUUAUGAGGCAUAUAUCCGAUUUAAUGGCUACUGGAGAAGUUGCUCCAAAUUUAUUAGACAAAGAAAUUGAAAUUACUAAGGUUCAGGUUAGUCUUGACUUUAGUAGGAUUAACGUAUAUUGGUUUUCAACUAAAAAUUUGAAUGAUAUAGAUAUGAUAUUAGAAAAUGCUGCUGGUCAUUUGCAGCAUGAAUUAUCUCAGAUUCAAAUAAUUGGACAAGUUCCUCCAAUAAUUUUUAUUAAAGAUUUAAAAUUUAGUACAAUGCAAGAAAUGGAAAAUCAUUUUUCAAAUAUAGAUUUGGAAUUGACAAGUGAACAAACGGACAAUGACAAUUGUUUAAAUGAUCAAAAUCAGAGCAACGAAAAUGAAAUAAUAGUACCUGAAAUGCAGCAAAAUGUAAUGGGUUUUAACCAGGCUACUGUUAUGAAUAAGAUUAAAACUUCAAUGCUUAAAAUACAAAAAUCAGAAAUAAACAAAGUAGAAGAUACGUUCGCAAUUUCCAUGAGCAAAGAUGAUCAACUGAACAUAUCCAAAUUAUUAAUGGCUAACGAGGAAAAGAAACGUUUUGAUGAAUAUGUGAAAAAACGUAUGAUUGCAGAAAAGCGGGAAAAAAAACGUUCUGCCUUCUUUGUUAUAGAAUUUCUUUAA
Molecule: messenger RNA, 1208 nt
Organism: Ceratosolen solmsi marchali
Lineage: Eukaryota; Metazoa; Arthropoda; Insecta; Hymenoptera; Agaonidae
Product: putative ribosome-binding factor A, mitochondrial
Exons: 4
Coding region: 342-1208 (288 amino acids)
Biological process (GO): rRNA processing
Source: RefSeq, a predicted model, not a curated record